This is a messenger RNA of Heterocephalus glaber (naked mole-rat), 1403 nucleotides long. The record is from RefSeq and is a predicted model, not a curated record. NCBI's taxonomy places the organism in Eukaryota, Metazoa, Chordata, Mammalia, Rodentia, Bathyergidae.
CAUGCGCCCUCGGGUGCGCGCAGACCCAGCGGCGGCGGCGUCGAAGCCUUCUGGGUUACCGGAUUAGGUGCGAAGGCUCAGACACCUACUACCCUCGGGGCACGCUUGCGGCUCUUUUCGUUGAGAAACGAUUUGGCGAUCACGUGAAAGAUGCAUGCGGCCUCGUGACGUCACGGUACUCGGACCAAUGGGAGCCUCUGUUUAUGUAGAGGCCCCGGACUACUAACGCCCCCGCCCGCUCCGAAGGAGAGAGCGGAGCGUGAGUGGGCGGAAGCGCGCUGGGAGGGCUGCGCGGGUUGCCCUCUGCAGCCGCGUCUCCGCCAUCCCCUCGCCGUCCCGGGGCGUUGUACGUCUCCUUCCGGGACCGAAGCCGCCCGCAGCAGUGGGCAGCCCCAGCCGCGCCCCCCCUCAGCGCCCGGAGGACAUGCUGGAGAGAGAAUGAGCCAGAGGGACACGCUGGUGCAUCUGUUUGCCGGGGGAUGUGGUGGCACAGUGGGAGCUAUUCUGACAUGUCCACUGGAAGUUGUAAAAACACGGCUGCAGUCGUCUUCUGUGACACUUUAUAUCUCUGAAGUUCAGCUGAACACCAUGGCUGGAGCCAGUGUUAACCGAGUAGUGUCUCCUGGACCCCUCCAUUGCCUAAAAGUAAUCUUGGAAAAAGAAGGGCCUCGUUCCUUGUUUAGAGGAUUAGGCCCCAAUAUAGUGGGGGUGGCCCCUUCCAGAGCAAUAUACUUUGCUGCUUACUCCAACUGCAAGGAAAAAUUGAAUGGUGUAUUUGAUCCUGAUUCUACCCAGGUUCACAUGAUUUCGGCUGCAGUGGCAGAAGGAAGAAUGGGUACUUUUCAGUCAUCAUGUUUUACUGCAAUCACUGCAACCAACCCCAUUUGGCUUAUAAAGACUCGGUUACAGCUUGAUGCAAGGAGCCGUGGGGAAAAGCAAAUGGGUGCUUUUGAAUGUAUCCGUAAAGUGUAUCAAACAGAUGGACUUAAAGGAUUUUACAGGGGCAUGUCUGCUUCCUAUGCUGGCAUAUCAGAGACUGUUAUAUCUGGGACAAAAUAAAUACUAUAGAAGAGGGGCUUUCUGCUGUCUGAUUCAGCAGGCAGUGUUUUUAAUUGACUUUUGUAAAUGAACAAGGUGAUUUUGAUAAAUUUAUUCUGACCUAGUUUCCUUGAAUGGUAUAUCAUAGAUUCAGGUUUAUUUGGGUUAAAUGUGCUAAUAGGAUAUAGUUUUUAAAUUUUGCUGUUGAGUCAUCUAUACCUUUUAAUACUUUAAAUGUAUCAUAUGUAUGACCCUUAUAAAGAUGUUUGCUGUAAUACUGUUAGGAGACUUUGCCUAUGGAUAUUGCUCUCCCGGUGUAUGACACUUCUACAAUUAAACUCCAGUGUGUUAUUCAUUUCAGUAUA